This is a messenger RNA of Mycena citricolor, 9632 nucleotides long. The record is from the annotation of a GenBank genome assembly. Lineage: Eukaryota; Fungi; Basidiomycota; Agaricomycetes; Agaricales; Mycenaceae.
CUGACUGCGAGCCUCGGCCACAUGCCCGGCUUCUUCGCGUGUCAUUGCCGGGACAGGCAUCGACCACAUAUGCACAUGAAUGCUCUCUGGAGUUCAUAAUGCGCGUCGUUUCCUAAAUCCCAUCUACUUGAAUAGCUUUUCUGUCGACGACCUACAAGGAACUGUCUCCUACAACCUAUCUCCGCAUGGCUUCACGCUCCCGCCGCCGCCUCUCACGCCUCUUGGAGAAUUUGGCCGCUCCGACCGCGGUAGAGGGGAACCUAACGAUUGGAGACAUCACAUUCCCCGUCCCAGUGUCGGCACACCCCAGCCGUUUGCCGCAUACACGCAACCGUGAUGUCCUAGACUUCAAGGAUCCGGUCAAUUUGAACAAUCUAUAUUUCAUGAUGCAGAAGUAUCUGCUGGGACAGGAUGUUUUCUUGGUUUCACAGCCUGGGCCUUACGCGCGAAGACUGGCGCUGACGUUUGCGAGCUUGAUCAAUGCUGAGUACGAAUUCAUUGCCCUGCACAGAGAUGUGGGGGAGACCGAGCUGAAACAGGGCCGAGAGAUCAGGGCUGGAGGAAAUCUGGUUUUUGUGGAUAGCCCUGCGGUUAGAGCCGUGAAGAACGGUCGCCUGCUCAUCCUCGAGGGAAUAGAGAGAGCAGAACGCGGAAUAAUGCCACUGCUUAAUAACUUGUUGGAGAAUCGUGAAAUGAAUCUCGAGGACGGCACCCACAUCAUUCACCCGCACCGGUACGCACAACUGGACGUCACCAAAGACGAUAGCGGAAACAUCUUCAUUCCUGCCCACAAGAAUUUCCGUGUCAUCGCAAUCGCGGCUCCAGUUCCACCGUUUCCUGGUUACCCAUUGGAUCCACCCUUUCGCAGCCGGUUCCAGUCUCGUUUCAUUGAUCCCGUCGGUGCAUUCCUGGCCUUGCCAGCCAAAGCAUUGGACGUGCCGCCGAUCUUGGAGUCACGGCUCCGAGAGCUGAUUCUUUCGACACAAUACGCGUCUGAGUCGCGUGACGCGUUGUCCGCGGUGUCCAGAAGUGUGCUGCCGCCGUUUCCUCAGACAGCGCUCCAGAAAUUGCGAGCUCUCGUGGAGAGCUUUCGCCCGCCGGAGUCUCUUUCGCCGUCGCAGCUGGCUAGAUUAUUCGUAACGCUGCAUCCGGAGCUCGUUUUCGCUCCAUUCCAGUCCUGGGCUAUCCUCAGUCGCCAAACUGAAGAGGCUGGAUUGGGUCCAUUGGGCAGUCCUGCGCUGUCUGAUGGCACCGGACUGUUCGGUUACAAACUCUCGAGCAUCAGGCGCGCGUCCGAAUCGUCGGCCGUCCUCACUUUCAGUCACGCGCAUCUCCCCGCUUGUUCACUCGAUGCCCCCGCCGGCCCCGGGCCCAUGCUCAAGUUCCCGUUUUCUGCUCUGACGGCAUUCACCCCGUCUGAGCGGUUCGUGGGGCUUCUCACGAGCUUUUUACAGGCACACGCGCUGGGGUGGGACAUCAGCCUCAUCCCCUCCGCUGCGCCAGCCACCGCGACAUCGAGCACCAGUACCCUCGUCAGAGCGUUUGCAGAACUACUCGGAUACUCUCAGCACAUGGAAGUGACACACAUGUACAAAGAGCUCGGGGGCCGGGAGCUGUUGAUGCGGAGAAGGAUACUCGACGGAGGGGCCACGUCCUGGGAGCCUAGUGGCCUUGUCCAAGCUGUGUGGGCCGGGAAGCUGGUCCAUCUCUCUGGAUUGGAUGUUAUCGGGGCAACAGCUGGAUCCAUCUCGUGCUUGUUCCAAGACCGUCAAGUUGAGCUAUGGGAUGGUAAAAGAAUCGUGUCUCAAGCCACUCAAGAAGAGCUCAGCAAGUCCGAUGAACUGUCUGUUGCCCACCCGUCAUUCAGAGUGAUCUCGACCGCAUCCAAGUCGCUUCCUCUGAAAGAUUGGCUGGCUGCUGAACACGCAAACAUGUUCUUCCCCGUUCCAGCUCAACCGAUGGAGCACGAAGAAGAACUGGCAGUCUUGCUUUCCACCGGCUGUUCUCCCUAUCUCGCCGCGCUCAUGCUUGAGUUUGCCGAACGUUACCGGGAAAGUCUCUCCGAGGACAGUGUGCAGAAGAACCGGAAGUUGGGCACCAGAUCUCUUGUGCGAAUCGCUAAGCGGUUUGCUGCGAGUGCUGGAGAAAGUGAAUUACGUGGGAUCCUCAGUCGAACCUUGUUGCUCGAGUUUUUACCAUCCAUCGAGCGGAUGAACAUCGACGCGAUCUUUGAAGAAGUCGGCUUGCUUGUCAUGCCUCCAACUUACAACCCAAGCCCGUUCGUCCAGGGCGAUACUUUAGUGUUCCCAGCCCCAACUUCGACAAUAGAAGAAACCUAUCAGACAGAUAUCCCGCUCUUUAAUGUGGCCGAGGAUCUGGACGGUGUCAGAUCGCAUGUUCCGUAUAUGGACCAUUUCUACGACAACAGUCUACAAACAGACCUCAUGAGGAAUAUUGCUCUUGACCUCGAGCUGCUGGGUGAGCACAUCGUUCUUCUAGGAAAUCAGGGAGUGGGGAAGAACAAGAUCGUCGAUAGACUGUGCCAGUUGCUCGGCCGACCCCGAGAAUACAUCCAGUUGCACCGGGACACGACUGUCAACCAGUUGCUGUUCACCACCUCUAUAGAAAACGGGGUGCUCAAAUACACCGACUCUCCGCUGCUUCGUGCCAUUUCUCUGGGCCGGAUCAUCGUCAUUGACGAAGCAGACAAAGCACCUGAGCACGUCGUCGCGAUCUUCCGAAGCCUUGCCGGGCAGGGCGAGCUCAGCUUGUCUGACGGACGCAGGGUUCGGACUCAACGCAGGGAGCCGACCGACAUAGUCGUGCAUAAGAACUUCCGCUUGGUCCUUUUAGCCAACCGGCCCGGAUAUCCAUUCCUGGGAAACCACUUCCUGCAGGUCCUGGGGGAAACAUUCAGCGCGCAUUCAGUGACGAAUCCUGACCAGCAGUCGGAGCGCAUUCUGCUGGCUCAGCUUGCGCCCGAACUGGACGAGGACCUGAUUUCCCGCUUGGUCGGCGCGUUUCAUGACUUGCGAGUCGGUUAUGACUCCGGGGCGCUGAACUAUCCUUACUCGCUGAGAGAGCUCAUCAACAUCGUGAAACACAUGCAAGCGUUCCCUAAGGAUACUCUGGGAGAUACUCUUAGAAAUGUAUUCGACUUUGAUGUGUACCGGCCGGAAACCACAGAACAACUUGCGGCGAUACUUGAACAGCAUGGCCUAUCUGUCGCGCAUCUCGGCCUAUCUGCCGCACGUGAAGCCGCAUCCAAGGAGAUUGAGGACGUCAAAUUCGAGCCAAAGGAGACUGAUCUAGACGAACCCAAGGAAGGAGAUCACGACAACGAGGAGCACCAAGGUGGCAACAAGUGGGCCGGCGGAACGGGCGGGCGUGACACUGCUGGACUGGGAGGACGCGGAGGAUACAAGCGGCUCUACAAAGGUGGCAACAUAAAGCAGGUCUCAGAUGAGCUCAAGGAGCAGGUCCCCGACCACAUCCGUGAAAAGGCCCGUGAAAUGGCACGGCAGGAACUGCAACGGCGGUUGGAGGAGUUGGACAUGAGUGUCGGGGAUGCCGCAGGCUAUGGCCAGCUCCUCACAGCGACUCAGGCUCACAUGGUCUCGCUCUUUGAUCUGCUCGAGCAUCUGCGCAGGAAGGAGGAGGAACGGAUCUGGGUUAGACGACAGACUGACGGAGAAUUAGAUGACACGCGUCUCACGGAAGGUCUGACUGGCGAAGCCACGGUUUACAAGCGACGGGGGAUGGAGAAACCUGAACUCGGUGGACCUCAGAUCAAGCCCAAGCGCAUCCGCUUUAUAUUCGAUCUCAGCGCCUCGAUGUAUCGAUUCCAAUACGACGGUCGCCUCCAACGCAGUGUCGAGACCGCGGUUAUGCUGAUGGAGACCUUCGACCGACUGUCCAGGAAGGACAAGUAUGUUUGGGAUAUGUGUUUCAGUCCGGAGAUGGUUCAGACAUCAUGCUUGUUGAGAUGAACAAGCCGCCAGCCGACAUGAAGGAAAGGUGGAAAGUCGUUGAGAAGAUGCAGAUGAUACCACAGUAUGCUUUCGGUGGAGACUACACUGUGGAAGCAAUUGAACGUGGUGUCAAAGAAGUCGCGACAUUUGACGCAGACGACUGGUUCGUCAUAGCGAUCACAGACGCGAAUUUCGAACGCUACAUGAUCAAGCCUGAAGAUGUUGCUCGCGCCAUGAAGAAGGAUCCCAAAGUCCAUGCAGCACUCAUAUGCAUCGGUGAAGGUGCCGAAGCUGCCUGGAUCACACGCAGUCUUCCGGGUCGCGGCUUCCGUGUGGCCAAUACUGCAGACAUUCCAACGGUCCUAAGAACGAUAUUGUCGACAAUGGUGGAUCGUUAGCCCCGUCGGUCGUUACAAUACAGCAGUAUAGAGUACAAAGAUGGAAGUUAGUGGAGAUGAGUGAGCCGGAACAUGAAUUGGAAACUGUAUUGCUUGGUGUCUGGGUCCCAGUGGGACCAAUUCCAGUACCCAGCAUCAUCAGUCUCAUCCUCGAUCUCCCGCGCUGGAAUUCGGAACGCAAUGGUUUCAUACGGCUCUGCAGCGACCUACAGGAUUCGAGACCAUUAGCGCAAAAUGCAGAACGUAUGACGACUGCUCACGAUGAGAUAUUGGAAGGCCUUGUUCGGUGGUUCGCGUUUCUGCUCCCAAGCGCUCAUGAAUCUCCGCCUCGGCAAAACACCCUCUUUGAUCUGGGGCAGAUGCACUUGGACCAUCAUGCCCUCCUUGCCCGUGUCCCCAUCUCGAAUCUUUGUCACUCGAUACCCCGGUCGGCCAAUUUUAAGAAACACCUUCCGAGCCACUGUGUUCUGCGUCGGUGCAACCAUGAGCUGAGUGUCUUUGGCAUCCCGAGCAGCACGCCGGGCGAGGUUGGUUUGGUGUUUUUUGCCCUGAGUGUGCGCCAGGUAGGAGCCCUCGUUGGUGUGCAGAGUCAGACACAGUCGACAUUCUAGGGAGCCGAGAUGGUUGCGGAGGAUAUAAGGGUCUUUCGCAAGGUCGAUAGUCUCGAGUGCCAGCUUCCGCAGACGUUCACGGCGAUCGACAUUGCUUUCGCUGGCCCCAGCGACACCUCCACCACCGAAUUUUGAGCCCACACGGUUCUACGGAGAAAAAGUCAGCCGUGGCUCACAGCGCUAUGAUACGCAACUCACCCAUAUUUUGUCGUGGCUGAAGCUAACAAGACGCGCUUGAUCGCAUCAGGCGCAGGACGCAGCACUCCACGGUCAAACUUCCAUCCAACAACCAACUCGCCGUGUCAGAUCCUGUCGGUUUACCCUGCAGCUGACCUUGGGAACGAUUCAGACCAUUUGGAUUUUGUUUCUCCUUGCAGUGCUUUUCCUAUCGUUCGUUAUGCUUUGUAGAGUGAUAAGGCGGCAUCAGCGGUUGGCACUUCAAGUUGCCCGCGCGAAUAUGGAGCCUAUUUACAUGAUCUGGGGCGACUGUAGCCGCCGUGUAGAUAAUUAACGUCCCGUACGAUUGCCCUGUAAACCCCAAGGUUGCGUUUCAUGUACGGAUUGUGAAAUUCAGAUGGGCACCGGUUACGGCUGAUAAAUAAUGAUUUGAAGACCGUUGGCUUUCACUUCAUGCGGCGAUGGCUACUGAAGUAGCCUCCAUGCCUGCUAGCGUCACCUCCGCUCUAGACGUUCACGAGACCAUCCAGGAGGUCGUCUCUGCAGCACCGGAUGUCUUGCCCACAGGACUAGAGAAAAUCGUUUCUCCAGAAGAUGAAGCUCCAAGUCCGUCGCGUGGUCCAUCCCUGUCCACUUCCGCUACGGAGCCGCUUUCCGAUGCCACCAGCGUGCAAUCCAUGCCUGCCGUCCUCGUCACCGACACCACAGUGGAGUCUGAAGCGAGGCGCGCCCGCCGUGCAUCCACUCUACAGAAUGACGAACUCGCACCUCCCUCGCCCUCGUCUCCAUCUCGGUCGACUCACGAGUCAUCUCAAUUGACACCAUCCGAGCGCAGGAACCGACAUAGGUCUGCUAUCGACACGCGGCCGAAUAGACUGUCAGGUUUUUUCACGAACUUGAUACACCGACGCGAGACACCGUCUACAAAUGUGCAAAGAGGAGCUACGCCGCGCAGUGAACAGCCUUCGCCUACACCUUCUCCCCUCGCGCAUACGCCCACAACCCCAUCGCGUCCCAGUUCACCGCCACCGACUCGUCCAAGCACUCCACCACCGCGCUUGCCCCCACCGACCCUUCGAGAACUCGGAUUGUCGCUCUCUGUUGUAACCGAAGAUCUUUCCCCUUCUCAUUUCAGUACCCCUCCUACGAGCGGUACCUUUCUUGCGCCGCAUUAUCUUUUAUUGUGCCACGCGCAGGGACUCGAUGUCCUUCCACUCGUUACACCUCCCAUUUCCCAGCCCUAUGCGCUCGUUCGACGCGUGAGCUUCAAAUCUGUCGUCGUGAUGGAACAGCGGGGCGUCCUUGUCGCCAUCGCGGGGCGCCGAGACGGUGUUCGGGUGUAUGCGCUCGAAGAGGUCAAAAAGGCUAUUGAAUGGCGGAUGGACGUUGAAACACGUCGGGAGCGAGAGCGGCAGCGACGCGACGUGAAAAAGAUGCCGUUCGCACAUAUGGACUUGGAUGGCCACCGGGACUCGACCGAGAAGAACAGGAAAACAAGUCUGUCGACGCCCCCGCCCGGCGAGGCAAUGUCGGCUCGGGGAAAACUUCCUCGCAAAGCCUCCCAAGCAUCAAUACCUCCAUUACCGCCACCGCCGUCUGCGACUCCUGCCGUGCCUUUGGUGCCUCGGACGCCCACCAUCAAACGGUUCAAGUCUCCGCGCCUGGCCCCCUCACCAACUCCUGAGCCAUCGGGCCAUCCUCCGCCCUACAGUCAUUCGGAUGCCGGCGGCUCGCGGCUGGUGGCACCCAUUCAAACUCGGUCCCGAUCGGGUUCAGUGACGAAUGUGUUAGCUGCUGCGGCGAGAACACCGCCACAUGACAUGGACACCAAAGCGGAACUGGUCGAAUCCAGUGACGAUGAGGCCAUUAAUGUCGUGGCGGCCGGAGCCAGUGGUAGUCAAGCUUUGGACGAGCGGACUAGCGCGCGGCUAUCGGCUAAUCUGGCUGGGGUCCAGCCUCAAAUCGCCGCAACUGCGAGUCAGCCAGUUCCUGGUGGAGCAGGACGGCGGAAUCGGCCUGCGAAUCUCGAUCUUUCUCUUUCCAUCCCGUCGACGGGAGCCCAGAUCGCCCCGUCAGAGCCAUCGCCGGCUCCAACCCUGCUGACCCUCCGGCAGGCAUUGUCAAACUCUCCGUCGCGCCGCCUAGAAACCGAUCCAGAUACACCGUUCUUUGGUGAUCUUGACGAGGAGGACGAAGAUGUCGACGGACAGAUCAGUCUGGCGGAGGCACUGUUGGAAAGUCGAAUCCCUGAUUUGCCGCCCGCUGGGAGCAGGCAAGCUCAGCAGCCGAUCAUGUUGCAAGACGACGAGCCAGGUAGCCCGAUCACAUCUGAGCACUCGCUGCCCAUCCACGGCCCGUCAAGUUCGACUGAGCGCCCAACCAGGAGGAGAUGGUCCCUGCUCGUUGGCUCGAGCCCACCGGAGACAUCGAAUCCCUCUGGUGUCUCUAUGACCCGGGCACGGUCAUUCCGAUCGAGCCAAUCGGUUGUUUCAGCCGUGCAGGCGUCGGCAUCGGCUUCGGCGCCAUCGAGCCGACCCACGACCAGCUCGACGUCGCCUGCGGCGUUGAUCUCCACGGAGCCUACUACCGGGCCAGCGGCAACGUCGGCCCAGCCCGUUGUCCCACUGCGGACCUCGGUGUCGUCCUCAAGAUCGUCGAGGUUCAUACCCCGGAUCCUCACGAACGCCUUCCAGAGUCGGCGGGGUGACGAGCGCCCGCCGCUGCCGGCAUUGACAGUGCCUACUGACCCGGAUGUCCGCCGAAGUGGCAUGACUCCGACCUCAUCAGCGAUGCCACCGCCGAAGCUGGAGUACGUGAAGCUGCCUGGGACCAAGGGAGCGCUGACAAUCAAGUCGGUGGAGACGCCCAAGAAGAGCUUCCUUGCGAUUCUGUGCGGUGAGAACGGCGAGAAGGUUGAGCUCUUUGCUGGGACGUACCGAACCGCACUGGGGCUUUCUCGCACGUUCAUUCUCCCCGACUCGCCGCGACUGCUCGAGCUCCAGCUUCAAGGCGAUGACCUCGUCGAAGUCUUCCUUGUGUUCGGCCAGAAUGUAUUCGGGCUCGAGCCGGCGACUGUCCGAGUCAGGGAAGUCCGCAUCGGCCGAGCUGAACGCCGGGCUGCGAGACGCAGAGCAAGGGAAGUUCGGGCCGGAGAAACCGAACCUGGAGGCGAGGACGACGUCACCACGGUCGACGUCACGAUCGUCGCCACGACAGGCAACGCUGCAAACGGCGAUUCUGCUGAUCACCCUGCCACUCCCACACUGGUGGCUGGCGAGCAUCCUGAUGCAGCUGAUACAAACUCCGAUCCGGUCAAUGGCGAAACUGGGAAUGACACAACAGCAGCAGCCGCAAUCGGAGACGAGCUGACCACUGUUGCGAAUGCGAAGAUGGGACCUUACACCACGUUCCAGCAGCUGAAUUUUGCUCCCCGGUUCCCCCUGGCUUCGAUCGCUGAUGAUUACAUCAUCCCUCCCACCUAUCCUGAUUUCUUGGAAUACAAGAGCGCGCACGAACCAGAGGCCAUCGCCAGUGGUGAUUUAGCCCAGAUCCAGUUUUCACCGCCUGGAUUGCCUGUCCCUGUAGCCACGGCACCGUCUCGAUGGUAUUACCGGGACCCCAAGAACAACAUUCACGGUCCCUGGAAGGCUUCGUUGAUGCAAGCAUGGUACAAGGAUGGCCUACUUCCGCCGGACUUGCCGGUUCGACGAGAGGAAGACACUGACUACCUACUGCUGAAAGAUCUCCGCCUCCAGAGCGUCGAUCCAUCUCACCCAUUCCGCAUUAUCUCCCCGUCCGCACCACCGGCGUCGCUUGACUCGGAAAAGCCGUUGUUGUCGCCCAUCUCACUGCUAGCGCAGCCACGGCAUUUCGGGCCGCCAGCCUUGUUCUUCUCGACACGUGGCGGUCACAGCACAGCUAUUGUCGACGCUCGCGGGCGGUCAGUGCUCAAAGGCCGGUUCGUCUGGAGUGAUGAAGCGGGGGACCUUGCGUCACGGAUGGGCGAUGUCAAGCGGUUGGAGGCGUUUGAUGUCAAGGACCGGUCAGUGCUGGUAGCUAUGCGCCAGGGCGGUCUGGAGGCUGUUGAUCUCGGCGAUGCACUCCUCCGCCCUGCCGAUGGGUCGAGGACGGCGCUUCCCCAGUUCCAUCCCCCCUAUUCCAACAUCAACCGUCGGGGUCCCUUUGUGUGGAAGAUGGGCAUGCCUGUUUCGGCGCUCGGGACCAAUUCUGCGACCGUUCUUUCCUCCCAUCGCAAAGCCGGCAGCGCCUUCUCCACGCAUCUGCCCGGGAAGAAGUCGAGCUCGGCUGUUGCGAAAUCGCCGGGCCGGGUUGAGUUCUCCGCGGGCGAGAGCGAGGUUGAGAUGACAGACGAAGUGCUUUUCUUGGGCCGAAAAGAGGACGAGAUCUAUAUAUGCGAGCGCAAUGCUGGAUCAUUCCGCAUAUUGCGACUAGGUCCCAACUUACUGCUGGGUUAA